GAGGCCAUCAUAAAUAUUGCUCUUAUAUUUUACUACACAGUUAUUUUAUUUUUUACCUUCUUGGCAAGGGUAUUAUAUUGCAGAAAUUUGGAAAAGAAAAUAUAAUUUCAAAGGGUAUGGAUGUUUCACCAACCUCUUGCUUCUCCGAGAAGGAUUUUGACGAUCUAUUUUUCAACGGUGAGAAUGAGAUUAUGAACACCAUUGAGGAGUUAGCGGCGGCACUCGGGGAAGAUUUGCCGAACGCGUCGUCAACGUCGUUGGAAAGCGUUGACUCGGCGUUGACCGGCAAGCGCAGCCCGAGCCCGAGCCCGGGCCCGAAUGUUGUUGAAACUCAGGAAAGGGUUCCGAAGCAGCGGAAGCUUCAUCACGGCGUCCAUGGAAAGCCCGACCCGACGGCGGAUCCCAGCCCGUCUUCGUCUACCCCGUUCAUCCUCUCCUUCGGUUACCCCAAUAACGGCUUUCCGCAAAAAGGGGAAGAAGAAAUCAUAUUAGAAACCUUAAACCCUGAAAUCUCGGUAACCGUCGACAACAGAAAGAAGAUCAACGGCGGCCGUGCCUCGAAGCUGCCGUCGAACACCUACGAUCACAUCAUGGCGGAGAGAAAGCGCCGGCAGCUUCUCAGCCAACAAUUCCAAGACCUCUCCACCAUCGUCCCCGGCCUCAAAAAGAUGGAUAAAACCUCGGUGCUGGGGGAUACGAUAAAAUACUUGAGAAAUCUACAGGACCGAGUUAAGAAUCUAGAGGAGCAAGCCAGCAAACAGACAAUAAACUCGAACGUAUACGUUCGGAGAUCGCAGAUGUUAAUCGAGGACGAAGGAUCCUCGUACGAAGACAGCGGCUCCGGCGAGCAAUCGCUGCCGGAGAUCGAAACCCGAGUGAGCGACAAACACAUUCUUUUGCGGAUUUACUGCGAGAAACACAGAGGUGUUCUCUCCAACAUUUUCACUGAGGUUGAUAAGUUUAACCUUAGUGUAACUAACACCAGCGUUUCACAUUUUGGGAACCUGGCACUCGACAUCACCAUUAUUGCCGAGAUGGAAAAGGAGAAGGAUUUCUCAGUAAAAGAUCUGGUGAAAGGAAUACGUACAAGUCUGCAACAUGCAACACGGGCAUCUAAGAAGUCAAAAUAAUCUACGGAAUAUAAUUACACAUACUUUCAUUUUUUUUACUUCAUGGUGAUGAAAGACUGUUAUGAAUUUUACAAGCCAUAAAGUAUAUGAAAAUUUGAAAAAACAACAUUUCAAGAAGUCGUAAUCACUGAAUUAUUUGAUUGUAGACUUAUAUUAGAUUAAUUAGAUGAGAUGUCCUAAUCAUGCUUAAAUUGUGGAAAUUAUGGCUGCGUUAUAUUGUACCACUUGUAGUCAUGCCAUGGCCCAUGGCCCAUGGCCCAUGGCCCAUUUCUGUAACAUCUAUUCAUCAUUGUUCAGCUAACCCCAAAUUAUAAUGUAUAAAUUAAUUAAUUUUGCUCACAAAA
Messenger RNA from Ipomoea triloba (trilobed morning glory), 1474 nucleotides. Its product is annotated as transcription factor bHLH25-like. The record is from RefSeq and is a predicted model, not a curated record. The transcript has 4 exons. Gene Ontology annotation, molecular function: protein dimerization activity. Bases 117 to 1130 code for a protein of 337 amino acids. NCBI's taxonomy places the organism in Eukaryota, Viridiplantae, Streptophyta, Magnoliopsida, Solanales, Convolvulaceae.